GUCCCGACACUACCCCCGCUAUCCCUCCGGCAGAUCCACCCACCGAUCUCUCGGUCGAUCAAUUUAAAUAUUAAAUAUUAAAUAUUUAAGAAAAAAGAACAGAGCUGGAGUCUCUACAGGAAACCCCCUCUUUGAAGGCUCCUGGGAACGGACAGAUACGGUACAGAUCACCAUCAUCUGCAGAACUCCUGGAGGGGCAGAAUUACCCUCACCCUCUUUCCGAUCCCGAUCAAUUGGAUCAGCUGGAGAAGAUGUUGAAGCGCACGAGACAGGAGUCUUUCUCUGACAAGCUGUACAAGUUCCGCGGUGUCAUCCUCGUCGUAUCCGUGCCUCUUCUCCUCACUUCCUUUGUCCUCUUCCUCAUGCCCCGUUCCUCGUCCGAUGACGGCCUCAUCUCGAUGGAAGCCGCCGCUAGUGUCGUCGCCAACGACCCAAGAUCGUCUCCUUCUCCCCACGGAUCUAAAAGCUAUGCUGUCAUCUUCGACGCCGGAAGCUCCGGCAGCAGGGUCCACGUCUAUUGUUUCGAUGAAAAUUUGAAUCUUGUUCCCAUCGGGAAAGAGCUCGAACUCUUCGUACAGGAAAAACCGGGUUUGAGCUCAUAUGCCCACGAUCCCCAGCUGGCUGCAGACUCACUACAGUCUCUUUUGGAUCAAGCAGAAAGUGUUGUUCCCCAAGAGUUGCACCACCAGACACCAGUGAGAGUAGGGGCAACGGCAGGUCUGAGGGCCUUGAAAGGUGACACAUCUGACAGAAUUUUGCAAGCGGUUAGAGAUUUUCUUGAAGACAAAAGUUCCUUGAAAUCAAAACCAGAUUGGGUCACUGUCCUCGAUGGAACUCAGGAGGGUGCCUUUCAGUGGGUUACUAUAAACUAUCUUUUGGGGAAUUUGGGAAAGAAAUACUCAAAUACAGUUGGAGUAGUUGAUCUUGGAGGUGGGUCUGUCCAAAUGGCAUAUGCAAUCUCAGAAAAUGAUGCUGCUAAGGCUCCAAAGAUAUUGAACGGAGAGAGCGCAUAUGUUAAAGAACUUUUUCUCAAGGGAACAAAAUAUUAUCUUUACGUCCACAGUUACUUGCAUUAUGGUUUAUUAGCAGCUCGGGCUGAGAUUCUGAAGGCUGUGGAAGGCUCUGGAAAUCCAUGCAUCUUGAACGGCUAUCAGGGGUCGUACAAAUACGGGGGUACUGUAUAUGAAGCAUUCGCAUCUCCAUCAGGUUCCAACCUUGGCAAUUGCAAAGAGGCUGCCAUCAAGGCUCUCAAAGUAAAUGAAUCAACAUGUACACACAUGAAGUGCACUUUUGGUGGGGUAUGGAAUGGUGGUGGUGGGGAUGGACAGAAAAAUCUAUUUGUUGCUUCAUUUUUCUUUGACAGAGCUUCUGAGGCUGGUUUUGUAGACCCCAACCUUCCAGUUGCAAAAGUUCGACCUGUGGACUUUAAGGAGGCAGCUAAACGUGCUUGUGAAACCAGACUUGAGGAUGCAAAAUCCACAUACCCACACAUUGAAGAGGAAAAUCUACCUUACCUAUGCAUGGACCUUGUCUAUCAGUUCACGUUGCUUGUAGAUGGGUUUGCCCUAGAUCCAUGGCAAGAGAUCACAUUAGUGAAGAAAGUGGAGUAUGGGAACGCACAGGUUGAAGCAGCAUGGCCACUUGGGAGUGCCAUUGAAGUUGCAUCCUCGUCAACAUGACUGGAACAAGUUUUGGG
This is a messenger RNA of Telopea speciosissima, 1696 nucleotides long. RefSeq names its product probable apyrase 1. The transcript is spliced from 9 exons. Bases 252 to 1679 code for a protein of 475 amino acids. NCBI's taxonomy places the organism in Eukaryota, Viridiplantae, Streptophyta, Magnoliopsida, Proteales, Proteaceae. Gene Ontology annotation, molecular function: nucleoside diphosphate phosphatase activity. The record is from RefSeq and is a predicted model, not a curated record. Gene Ontology annotation, cellular component: membrane. Gene Ontology annotation, biological process: nucleoside diphosphate catabolic process.